Messenger RNA from Pyricularia pennisetigena, 1098 nucleotides. RefSeq lists its product as uncharacterized. Bases 1 to 1098 code for a protein of 365 amino acids. The record is from RefSeq and is a predicted model, not a curated record. The transcript has a single exon. NCBI's taxonomy places the organism in Eukaryota, Fungi, Ascomycota, Sordariomycetes, Magnaporthales, Pyriculariaceae.
AUGUCUUUGGCGAACCAAAUCACACUGAACCCGGCCCAAAGAGAGGACCUCCUUCGCGGCGGAGCCAAGAAAAAGCAGCAGCAGCAGCAGCAUGGAGAGAAAGGAGCCGCCAAACUGCCCCUCGGAAAGCAGCACACGCACCCGCGAGGCGCCUCAGCCGGCGGCGAGGACGCGAGCGUCUCGUUCGUCGGCACCGCGACCACGAUCAUCGAGUGGCAGGGCCUGCGCAUCCUCACGGACCCAAACUUCCUCCACGCGGGCGACCACGUCCACCUGGGGCCGGGCGUGAGCGCCCAGCGCAGGACGGACCCGGCGGUUGACCUCGAGGCCCUGCCGCCGCUCGACGCCAUCUUGCUCUCGCACUACCACGAGGACCACUUUGACCGCCUGGUCGAGGACUCGCUGAACCGCGACUUUCCCAUCAUCACGACGCCGCAUGCAAAGUCGUGCUUGACUGCUCAGGGGGCCAAGGAUGAGCCGUUUCGGAAGGUUUGGGAGUUGGGAUUUUUUCAGGACUUGCUGCUCGACAUUGACAACACGUCAUCGUCGUCGUCUACUGCUGCGGCAGAGAGGAGUAGGCGGCCCGCCAUCAAGGUCACAGGCAUGCCGGGCAAGCACGUCCCGCCGGGAGUUCUGUCGACGGCCAACGAUGUGCUGCAGGCCGUGCCGCCCACCAACGGCUGGAUGCUGGAGCUGGGCUACCGUCGUCCCUCCGGGGACGUAGAAGGCGACUCGGGUGCAAUCGACACGGGCUACCGCAUCUACAUCUCGGGCGACACGCUGAUGGUGGAUGACCUGAAGAAGAUCCCCGAGUGGCUCGAAGAGAAGCGCGUCGAUCUGAUGCUCGUCCACCUGGGCGGCACUACGAUCCCCGGCCCGUCGGUUCCGCUGCUGAUGGUCACGAUGGAUGCGGAGCAGGGGAUGCAGCUGAUGAGGCUGCUGGACCCGGACGUCACCAUUCCGAUACACUAUGACGAUUACGACGUGUUCUUGUCCCCAUUGGAGGACUUCAAGAAGCAGGUGGACGCGCAGGGGAAGAGGGAUAGGGUGGUGUAUCUGGACAGGGGCGAGCAUUACCGAUUUAAAGUCAUGGGGUGA